Messenger RNA from Adineta ricciae, 435 nucleotides. NCBI's taxonomy places the organism in Eukaryota, Metazoa, Rotifera, Eurotatoria, Adinetida, Adinetidae. The record is from the annotation of a GenBank genome assembly.
AUGUUGCCUUGUUCAUUAUCAAUUACAAAUCUUAAGACUCGAUGUGGAAUCACCAAUUGUGCAUAUGAAAAUGGUUCCACUGCCUUUCUUUUGUUGAUAAUUCGUGUUUGGUUUCAAAAAUUUCGAAUCAAUCAACGAUUUCGAUGGAAAAAGUAUCGAAAGAUGAUAUUUCAAUUAUUGUCGAUCUCUUCAAUUUAUCUCGUUCUUCUUUUUCCUCCGAUGAUUUUACUUUGUUUUUACUCAUCUGGUUUAUCUUCUUCAAUCGGAGCAGAAUUUUAUUCCGCAAGUUUAUACUUAUCAUAUCUCAUCACACUUCUCCUUCCUCUCGUUUCAACUUUCUCUUUACCUGAUAUUCAUAAAAAAUUUAUGGACAUCUUUUCUUUUCACCAGCAAACCAAUCGAGUUUCUCCACUAAAUAUUCCAAUUCCGAAAUAA